Messenger RNA from Neopsephotus bourkii (Bourke's parrot), 3859 nucleotides. It is a transcript of the gene AJM1, whose product is annotated as apical junction component 1 homolog. Gene Ontology annotation, cellular component: plasma membrane; apical junction complex. Gene Ontology annotation, biological process: cell-cell junction organization. Lineage: Eukaryota; Metazoa; Chordata; Aves; Psittaciformes; Psittacidae. Bases 492 to 3728 code for a protein of 1078 amino acids. The record is from RefSeq and is a predicted model, not a curated record. The transcript is spliced from 3 exons.
AGAGCUGGGCCCGAUGAAUGGGCCCGGGGCCGGGGGCGGUGCCGGUGGGUGGCUCCGGUCCCGGUCCCGGCCCCGGCCGGUAACUCCGCCUGCCGUAUUUAUGGGAAAACAAGCGGCGGCGGAGCCGAGCGGCCGCGGCGGAGCCUCGUGCCGUGCCGUGCCGUGCCGUGCCGUGCCGAGCCGAGCCGAGCCGAGCCGAGCCGAGCCGAGCCGAGCCGACCCCUACCGGACCGGGCCGUGCGGGAUCGGGCGGAGCCGGGCCAUGGCCACCGCGGCGGCGGCAGCCCGAGCCUAGCGCGGUGGUGGUGUAGAGGAUGCGACGGGGGGGCCGCUGUGGCGGCGGGCGAGGAGCAGAGCUGGGAUGGAACCACUGCAGAGCCCUCGGCCAGGUCAACCCACGCUCCCCCUCCCUGCUGCCGCCAGACCAGGGCCGGCUUCCUUCCUCUGAGGCCAUCUGAAGGGGAGCUGGCGGGAGAAUAGUCGCUUUUAAGAUGACACGAACAGACCCACCUGACAUCCUCGUGUCUACGGUGUACCAAGACAUAAAGGUGGCCACCGCAGCCCCCAGGGAUUCCAUUGUCUGCCAGCCCCUGGCACAAUGUGAUGCCUCCAUGUCCUCAUCCCUGCCCCGCGAGCCGCAGCCCUUCAACAAGCGCCACUGCAGGAGCUUCGACUUCGACGAGUCGCUGGAGGAGCAGCUGGGCACCCCUGCGGCCAUGGAGCACCCGUGCCCGCACCCCGGCACCCCCGAGCCCACGCCAGGGCCACCGGGCAGGCGGGCGCCCCCGAAGCCGGACCCUUACGCCUGCAGAGCCCCGGCACCGAGAAGCGAGCCAAAGCGCCGUGCCCGCUCCAAGAGCGCGCCGCGGGUCAAGACCACCUUCACCCCAGUGCCCAUCGCGGUCUCGGCCUCGCCGCCGCCGGCCCGGCGCGGGCGCGAGGUGCUGCGGGUGGCACGGGAGCCGUCCCGGCCCGAGCCCUCACCGCGCCGUGAGACCCAGGCUCCGCUGCGGGCCAUGGCCAACGAGGUGCACCCCAUCAAGCUGCAGCCGCAGCGCAGCAGCGUCAGCCGCAUCUCCCCGCUCUGCCUGGGCAGCAACUGCUUCGAGGAGGGGCCGGGCGGCAAGGCGGGGGCCAGCCCCCACGUCAAGUGCCGGGUGGACAUCAAGCCGGACGAGGCGGUGCUGGUGCACGCAGCUCGCAGCCUGCGGGCAGCGCAGGGCCGGCAGGAGCCGCCGCGCUGGCCCCGCGCUCCUGCCCGCAGCCUGGCGGUGCCGGGAGGCCGGCAGGCACCCGCGUCCCGCACGCCCACCCCCAGUGACUCCUACAGCGGGGACCCGCCGUUCCUGCCCUACCCCGGGGAGUACUACGAGGCAGACCCCCGCGCACUGGCGUACCAGACAGUGCCGGUGCCGGCCUCGCGGGAGUUCAGGGAAUACCCCGACAGGGGCUGCAUGACUUUCUCUGCUCCCGGCGUCCCCGCCAAGUUCUUCUAUGCGGAGGAGCCGGCGCGAUGCCCCAGCCCCGCCAUGCCUCUGCGCAGCUCCGGCUACGCCAGCUACCCCUACCCCGGCCGCCACGCUGUUCCCCAGCACUUCUACACCGAGGACCCAGCCAAAGCCGCCGUCCACACGGUGCCACCCCGGACGUUGUAUGUGGAGGAGCCUCGGGGCUACCCUGUGCAGGAGGCGCCCGCCCGCGCCUUCUACGGGGAUGAGCCCCGCUUUUACCCCCCUCGCGGCACCCCGGUCAAAACUCUCUAUGCUGAGGACGCCCGGACGUACCCAGCCCUCGGCUCCUCGGCUCGGGUCUUCUAUGCCGAGGACUACGGGAAGUACCGGGAGCGGGAGAUGAUGUCGCGGACGUGCCCCCCGCCCCGCAGCACGCAGCCUUUGCACUUCAGUGACUGGUACGGCUCCAAGCGGGCUGCGCUGCCCUACCAGACCCUGCAAGUGUCACGCUUCACCCCGCAGCCAGCAGGGCACGAGGCUAUGGUCUCCUCCUGGCACGCUAGCUAUGGAGUAACCCCCCCACGGCUGGGCCGGGAGACCCAGCACUACUCUAAGUCUUGGGAUAACAUCCUGGCGCCGGCGGUGCACAGGGAGGAGGUCCUGCAGCGCGGGCGCAGCUACGAGAACCUGCUGGCCCGGGAGCAGCACCGUGCCUUAUCCCCCGAGGAGCGCCGCCAGCCGGUGGUGAUCAACCUGUCGAGCUCGCCCAAGCGCUACGCCGCCCUGUCCCUCUCGGAGAGCUCCAUCCUUGAGAGGGUACACGCCGAUGGUGGCCGCGGCCCCCCAGGCCGCUCCUGGUACGUCACACCGGAGAUCACCAUCACCGACAACGACAUCCGCGCCGACGGGAUGGGCAGGAGCGAGAGGCGCUCGGCUAGUUGGGACAUGCUGGACGGCGGGCGGGAGCACGGGCCCUACGCUGUGCCCAGUGCCCAGCAGCCCGUCACCAGGGAGAGUAGCUCUGGGCGCCAGCGCAGCCUGGAGCAGCUGGACGAGCUCAUCACCGACCUUGUCAUCGACUACAAGCCGACAUCAGGCCACCGCGCUGGGGACAGGGACAGCCUCGCCGAGCAGCUCAAACAGCUCCUGGGCACCAGUGCCACAGGGCCCCCGCGGCGAGGCGAGGGCAGGAGGGGUCCUCCUGGCACAUCCGAGGCACCCCGGCCCACGAAGGAGCAGCCGGGCCCCAGCUCCCGCACCAGCGCCCCACGCCCCUCGCCUGCCCCAGUGCCUGCCGGCACCUUCGAGAAGUCCCCGGACAACUGCUCGCCUGACCUGAGCGCAGAGGAGGAUGACAUGAUGAUGUGCUCCAACGCCAAGUGCCGCCGGACAGAGACCAUGUUCAACGCCUGCCUCUAUUUCAAGUCGUGCCACAGCUGCUACACCUACUACUGCUCCCGGCACUGCCGCCGCGAGGACUGGGACACGCACAAGGAGAGCUGCGUCUAUGGGCGGGUGGGCAGCGUCUGCCGCCACGUCCUGCAGUUCUGCCGUGAGAACACUGAGGUGCACAAGGCCUUCUCACGCAUUGCCAAGGUGGGUUACCUCUCCCGUGGCCGCGGUGUCCUCUUCCUGGGCUUCCCCAAUGCUGGCUCGGCGGAGAACUUCCUCCAGUUCGGGCUGGAGAGUCUGCUCAUGUCCCCCACCUACCUGUCCCUGCGGGAGCUGGAUAGCUACUCGGACAACCUGGGGGAGUAUGCCCGGGAGCUGCGGGAGACGGGCAACCAGUACGACCCCGAUGAAUGUUUCCUCCUGAAUGUAACUGUGGCCGUCACCCAAAAAGUGCCGGACAAGCCAUCGCCAAAGAUGCAGGUGCCGACGGUCAGGAAAUACGCCAAGGUGGCCUUAGCCUCCUCCAGCCCAGAGAAGAAGAUCCUGAAGAAGGAGCGGGACAUGGAGACGUUGAUCCUGACGCCGCCCCCUGGCACGGCAGAUAUCGACAAGGAGGGCGAGGAGGGCCGCAAGGCACGGGAGGUCUGCUUCAUCAACAUCCAGCGGGAGCUGCGCAUCCGCGGCGUCUUCCUGCGCCACGAGUUCCCCGCUGUCUACGAGCAGCUCUGCGACUUCGUGGAGAGCAACAAGCGCUUCACCCCCACCACCAUCUACCCCAUCGACAAGAGGACAGGCAAACAGUUCAUGUGCAUGAUCAUGGCAGCCUCUGAGCCUCGCACACUCGACUGGGUGGCCAGCCCCAACCUCCUGGAUGACAUCAUGUAAACAUGGGGUGGGGACCCCUCCAGCUCACACCCCCCCCCCGGCUCACCCCCUUUGUAGAUAGGUGUUGUCCUGUCAGCACAGUGGGACAGGAACCCUCUCUCAGAUGUGGCAGGGAGGGGAGGAGGAGGCUG